This is a messenger RNA of Lactuca saligna, 1545 nucleotides long. The record is from the annotation of a GenBank genome assembly. NCBI's taxonomy places the organism in Eukaryota, Viridiplantae, Streptophyta, Magnoliopsida, Asterales, Asteraceae.
CUGUGUUGGCCGAUUUAUACAAGCGCUCGACUCCUCGUAAACUCAGUCCCAUCAGUGUGUGUUUCUGCGUGAGAGAGAAAGCAGAGAACCAUGGAAAUGGAAUCAAUGGCGUCGGCGAUCGGAGUAUCAGUAGCGGUACUCCGAUUCCUUCUCUGCUUCGUUGCAACUAUUCCUGUCAGCUUCUUUCACCGCCUUGUCCCCGGCGGCCCCACCGCCAGACACCUUUACGCCGCCUUGACGGGCGCCCUGCUCUCCUACAUUUCCUUUGGAUUCUCUUCGAAUCUGCACUUCCUCGUGCCUAUGCUGAUUAGUUACGCGUCAAUGAUCAUCUAUAGGAAACGAUGCGGUGUAAUUUCCUUCCUGUCAGCCAUGGGUUACCUCAUUGGAUGCCAUGUAUACUACAUGAGUGGAGAUGCAUGGAAGGAAGGAGGCAUUGAUGCCACAGGAUCUCUCAUGGUGAUAACAUUAAAAGUGAUUUCAUGUGCAAUUAAUUACAACGAUGGAUUAUUAAAAGAAGAAGAUCUUCGCGAAUCCCAAAAGAAAAACCGAUUACUCAAAUUACCAAAUUUAAUCGAAUACAUCGGAUACUGCCUCUGUUGUGGAAGCCACUUUGCAGGACCAGUUUAUGAAGUCAAAGAUUACCUUGACUGGACCGAAAGAAAAGGGAUUUGGACAAAAUCUGAGAAAGGCACACCAUCACCAUUCCUGGCAACAUUAAAAGCUCUUCUUCAAGCUGGUUUUUGCAUGGGAUUAUAUUUAUAUCUUGUCCCAAGUCAUCCAUUAUCAAGAUUCAGUGAGCCAAUUUAUCAAGAAUGGGGAUUUGUGCAACGUUUGAGCUACCAAUACAUGUCGGGCUUUACAGCCCGUUGGAAAUAUUAUUUCAUUUGGUCGAUUUCAGAAGCUUCUCUUAUCAUUUCGGGCCUUGGUUUUAGUGGUUGGACGAAUUCGCCCUCGCCUAAACCCCUCUGGGAUCGUGCCAAAAAUGUUGAUGUUUUGGGUGUUGAGUUUGCUAAAAGUUCAGUUGAGUUGCCACUUGUUUGGAACAUUCAAGUCAGCACUUGGCUUCGUCAUUAUGUUUAUGACAGACUUGUUCAGAAGGGAAAGAAGGCUGGCUUUUUGCAAUUGCUAGCAACACAGACUGUUAGUGCUGUAUGGCAUGGAUUAUAUCCUGGGUACAUGAUAUUCUUUGUUCAAUCUGCUUUGAUGAUUGCUGGUUCAAGAGCCAUUUACAGAUGGCAACAAUCGGUCCCACCAAAUAUCAAGAAGAUAUUUAUGCUCAUGAAUUUCGCUUACACCCUUCUUGUCCUAAACUACUCAUGUGUUGGUUUUAUGGUGUUAAAUUUCAAUGAAACACUGGCUGCAUAUGGGAGCGUGUACUACAUUGGAACUAUCAUCCCAGUUGUUCUAAUCCUCCUUGGUAACAUUAUAAAGCCAAAACCAAUCAGAUCCAAAAUUCAAAAACAAAAGUUCACGUUCAAGGAAAAAAUCCCAAUAACAUAUCCACUCACAACAAUCGGAUGGGAGUACAUUUAUCGACAUCAAUGA